Knipowitschia caucasica is the source of this 585-nucleotide messenger RNA. The record is from the annotation of a GenBank genome assembly. NCBI's taxonomy places the organism in Eukaryota, Metazoa, Chordata, Actinopteri, Gobiiformes, Gobiidae.
AUGCUCACCUCAUUAGGCCCUCCAAGAACACCAACGUCCCCAGUGGGAUACCUGAUGUUAUGGCACGACCAGGAGCUGACCCACUGCUGCACUCACCCUACCCAGCGCCUGGUGGUCACAGCGUCGCGGGACACUACCUUCAGACUGUGGGACUUCAGGGACCCCUCCAUCCACUCUGUCAACGUGUUCCAGGGCCACACAGACACGGUGACCUCAGCUGUCUUCACUGUGGGAGAUAAUGUGGUCUCUGGCAGCGAUGACCGAACAGUCAAAGUGUGGGACCUGAAGAACAUGAGGUCUCCGAUAGCAACCAUCCGCACAGACUCUGCCGUCAACAGGAUCAGUGUAUCCAUGAACCAGAAGAUCAUCUCUCUCCCUCAUGACAACCGGCAAGUGCGGCUCUUUGACAUGUGCGGCGUGCGGCUGGCUCGCCUCCCACGCAAUAACCGAGAGGGCCACAGACGUAUGGUGUGCUGCUCGGCCUGGUGUGAAGACAGCUCUCCCUGUAACCUGUUCACCUGCGGCUUUGACAGACAGGCCCUUGGCUGGAGCAUCAACAUCCCGGCCCUGCUGCAGGACAAGUGA